CUGAAUCGCUUGCACCCCACCCCCGAAAUUUAGAAAGACCCGCUGGUCUCGCGAUUCAUCUGCUCCGCUCGACGCUAAGCCCUAAUUUAUAUUUCCUUGCGAUUCGCUGCUCUAGCGAUUUGUCUGCUCCGCUCGACGCCGCUUGAGGAAGAUUCGUUCGCGGUUCUCCUGCUUCGAUAGGUCGCGCUCCGACUUCUGUGAGGAAGAGUCGUUCACCUGCUCGGCUGCUCCGCUCGACCGCUCCAGAGAGGAAAAAAUUCUAAAGAGAAGUAGCAAUGGGAAAGGAGAAGGUUCAUAUCAACAUUGUAGUAAUUGGUCAUGUCGACUCUGGGAAAUCAACCACUACUGGUCACCUCAUAUACAAGCUCGGUGGCAUCGAUAAGCGUGUUAUCGAGAGGUUUGAAAAGGAAGCUGCUGAGAUGAACAAGAGGUCAUUCAAGUACGCUUGGGUGCUCGACAAACUCAAGGCCGAGAGAGAGCGUGGUAUCACCAUUGAUAUUGCCUUGUGGAAGUUUGAAACCACAAAAUAUUAUUGCACUGUCAUUGAUGCCCCCGGUCAUCGCGAUUUUAUCAAGAAUAUGAUCACUGGAACUUCUCAGGCAGACUGUGCUGUACUCAUUAUAGAUUCUACCACCGGAGGUUUUGAAGCUGGUAUCUCCAAGGAUGGUCAGACUCGCGAACACGCCCUUCUUGCUUUUACUCUUGGUGUCAAACAAAUGAUCUGUUGCUGUAACAAGAUGGAUGCCACCACUCCCAAGUACUCAAAGGCUAGAUAUGAUGAAAUUGUAAAGGAGGUGUCUUCCUACCUGAAGAAGGUUGGUUACAACCCAGAGAAGAUCCCCUUUGUGCCAAUCUCUGGUUUUGAAGGUGACAAUAUGAUUGAGAGGUCAACAAAUCUCGAUUGGUACAAGGGCCCUACCCUACUUGAAGCCCUUGACCUGAUCCAGGAACCAAAGCGUCCCACAGAUAAGCCGCUUCGCCUUCCUCUGCAGGAUGUCUACAAGAUCGGCGGAAUCGGAACCGUCCCCGUCGGCCGAGUCGAAACCGGAGUCCUCAAGCCAGGAAUGGUUGUCACCUUUGGCCCCACCGGCCUUACAACUGAAGUCAAGUCAGUUGAGAUGCACCAUGAGGCUCUUCAAGAAGCCCUUCCAGGGGACAAUGUUGGCUUCAACGUCAAGAAUGUUGCAGUGAAAGACUUGAAACGUGGAUUUGUUGCUUCCAAUUCCAAGGAUGAUCCAGCCAGGGAAGCUGCCAACUUCACUUCCCAGGUCAUCAUCAUGAACCACCCAGGCCAGAUUGGCAAUGGCUACGCUCCAGUUCUCGACUGUCACACCUCCCACAUUGCUGUAAAGUUCGCCGAGAUCUUGACCAAGAUCGAUAGGCGCUCCGGUAAAGAGCUCGAAAAAGAGCCGAAAUUCCUGAAGAAUGGAGAUGCUGGAUUUGUGAAGAUGGUUCCUACCAAGCCCAUGGUUGUUGAGACUUUCUCCGAGUAUCCGCCGCUUGGGCGGUUUGCCGUCAGGGACAUGAGACAGACGGUUGCUGUGGGUGUUAUCAAGAGUGUGGAGAAGAAGGAUCCAAGUGGCGCCAAGGUUACCAAAUCUGCUGCGAAGAAAAAAUGAAACGAGGAGAGGUUCUUUGUUGCUAGCAUAUUAGUGGUGGUGUGGGGUGUUUGGAUGCAGAACUGGGUGCUUGACAGAAGGUGGCACUGCUCAGUUCAUUAUCUUAUUUUAUGCGUAUAUUUAUUUUGCAUUGUUGAAGAACUUUGUGGUUUGUUGUUGUAAGACGAUUUCUUUUUAUCUUUACUUUCCUGAGCUCGUGUGGCAUAUUUCGAUUGAUUUUGGUUUGUUUUGUUUCCUCA
This is a messenger RNA of Dendrobium catenatum, 1858 nucleotides long. RefSeq names its product elongation factor 1-alpha. The transcript is spliced from 3 exons. Gene Ontology annotation, molecular function: GTP binding; GTPase activity; translation elongation factor activity. Gene Ontology annotation, biological process: translational elongation; translation. NCBI's taxonomy places the organism in Eukaryota, Viridiplantae, Streptophyta, Magnoliopsida, Asparagales, Orchidaceae. Bases 276 to 1619 code for a protein of 447 amino acids. The record is from RefSeq and is a predicted model, not a curated record.